GAGAGAGAGAGAGAGAGAGAGAGAGACUCAGACCGAGGCAAAUGGGGAGAGCUCUGGCGUUGUAGGGAGAGAGCAGUGGAGGCGAGGAGGGUCUGGCUGAACACGGACCCCGCUGGAAACUUCACAUCCACAGAAAUACACCGCUACAGAGAGUCGGGCUCUUAUAUGGAGGAGAGACUCGCCGGAUGACCAUCUCUCUGGCUCUGUCUACGGUGUGAAUGCGGGCCGCCAUGUCCCAGAUGCUCCACAUGGAGAUCCCUAACUUCGGCAGCAUGGUGCUGGGCUCCCUGAAUGAGCAGCGGCUGCAGGGCCAGUACUGCGACGUCUCCAUCGUGGUGAAGGGCCAGGCGUUCAAGGCCCACCGCGCCGUGCUGGCCGCCAGCAGCCUGUACUUCCGCGAUCUGUUCAGCGGCAGCAGCAAAGCACAGUUCGAGCUGCCGUCCUCCGUCACGCCGGCCUGUUUCCAGCAGAUCCUCAGUUUCUGCUACACGGGGAAGCUGACCAUGGCCGCCAGCGAGCAGCUGGUCGUGAUGUACACCGCCGGGUACCUGCAGAUCCAGCACAUUGUGGAGCGUGGCAUGGACCUCAUGUUCAAAGCCAACUCGCCACACUGCGACUCAGCCACGGCCUCCAUGGAUGAGCCCAACUCGGGCCCACAGAGUCCCAGCACCCACCCGCUGGUGCCGGCUCGCAGGAUCAAGCUGGAGGAGCCGCUGGCCAAACGAGCCGGCAGGGGCGACGGGACGCGUUCUGGACGGGGCAUGCCGCUGUUCUCGUGGGGCGCGUUUCCGUCCGGGGCGCCGGCGUAUCUCGGAGAGCGUUCCAGUCCGGGAGCGUCCAGCCUCCCGACCACCGACAGCCCCACAUCGUACCAGAACGAAGACGAGGAGUUCGAGGAAGAGCCGUUCGACGCAGACGAGACCUACAGCCAGAUGUGUGGCCGCUCGGCCAACCCUUACGGAGUGGCAGAGAAGCCGGAGAUGGCGGUCAUGCCAGUGUCGCUGGAGAACCGCUCGUGUGUGCUGAUCCGCAGGGAUCUGGUGGCUCUGCCCGCUAGUCUCAUCAGUCAGAUCGGCUACCGAUGCCAUCCCAAACUCUACACGGAGGGAGACCCCGGAGAGAAACUGGAACUGGUGGCAGGCACAGGUGUGUUCAUGACCAGAGGUCAGCUGAUGAACUGUCAUCUGUGUGCUGGUGUCAAACACAAGGUGCUGCUGCGCAGGCUCCUCGCCACCUUCUUUGACAGGAACACUCUAGCAAACAGCUGUGGGACAGGGAUCCGAUCAUCAACCAGUGACCCCAGCCGAAAACCACUGGACAGUCGAGUCCUGAAUGCUGUCAAAUUUUACUGUCAGAACUUUGCGCCCAACUUUAAGGAAAGCGAGAUGAAUGUCAUCGCCGCCGACAUGUGCACCAAUGCACGGCGCGUGCGGAAGCGCUGGCUUCCCAAGAUCCAGUCCAUGCUGCCGGAUGGGAUGGAGAUGUACCAGGGCUCGGCGGUGGCGGCAGGCAUCAGUCUGGGCAUCGGCGGCCUCCCGGUGGGCAUUCAGCUGCCCUUCGAGCCGGACUUUAAGAACAUGCUAUCCUCGGGCCUGAGCCUCUACACCGAGCGCAAGGAAGCCGCGAGAACUCACUUACCACUGGAUGCCGACGGCCCCGAUAUCCCACGGGAUGGAGGCGAGGAGGAGACGCAGGACGAGGAGGAAGAGGCCCAGACCGACAGCGCCGACGGGACAUUGGGGGUGGGGCCUGUCAAGUCCGAAACUGAGGGCAGGGCCAGUGUAACCACACCCCCUGACAGGCAGCAGCAGGAGGAGGAGUUUGUGGACGGCUUGAGAGUAAACGGGCAGUGAGACUGGAGAACCCGGCCUUCAGUUCAUAUCCACCAUGUGAAUAAACACUGAAGGAGGAAUCAAACACACACAGGCAUCGAUCAUGAAGAACACACGAACACACAUGCAUUUGAUUUUGCAAAUGCUGGAUUUCCAGUCGGACGGUGGCAGGACGUUCAUCAUCAUGUGCUCCAGAGUGCAGAAGUCACGGGUCGUGUGAGGAAAUAACGCCAGUGGCACGGCGGGUGACCUUCAUUGUGAAACAUUAUAUUACAUUUAGCAUGUUCCGUUCUUGAGAUCACUUUGCCAUAAACACAGCAGUGAAUCUCACUAAAGCAUGACCAGAUCACUUUACACCCCAAAAUCAAGAGGAUGAAGCUUUUACAAGGGCCACUGACGUUCAUGUAGCUACAUCAGUGUAUGUUUACAGGCAUCCAAAUAAUCUGUUUGUGAUCAGAUUGAUGGCUAAAUCUGACUACUUGCUGUCAGUCCAAAUUAAAUUUUAAUCGGAUUGAAAGGAGUAAUGUAGACCUGAAAUAAUAAGAUCAACACGAUAAGAUUAAGUAUGUAAACACUUAAAAAUGACUAUUUUCUUAAUCAGAUUCAAUAAUAGCUUGCAAAACGUGCACAGUUUACAUACUUUCACGUCAUACGUACAUGUGUAUGAUUAUAUACAUCUUACAUUUUAAGAACUGGUCAGUGGAUGAGACUGAAUGUUAAAGGGUUACUCCACCCCAAAAUGAAAUUUUGUCAUUAAUCACUUUCCCCCAUGUCGUUCCA
Messenger RNA from Sinocyclocheilus grahami, 2612 nucleotides. RefSeq names its product nucleus accumbens-associated protein 2-like. Lineage: Eukaryota; Metazoa; Chordata; Actinopteri; Cypriniformes; Cyprinidae. Bases 219 to 1853 code for a protein of 544 amino acids. The transcript has 6 exons. Gene Ontology annotation, biological process: regulation of transcription by RNA polymerase II. Gene Ontology annotation, molecular function: DNA-binding transcription factor activity, RNA polymerase II-specific; protein binding; RNA polymerase II cis-regulatory region sequence-specific DNA binding. The record is from RefSeq and is a predicted model, not a curated record.